AUGCAGAUCUUCGUGAAAACUCUAACCGGAAAGACCAUUACUCUCGAGGUUGAGAGCAGCGAUACUAUUGACAAUGUCAAGGCCAAGAUUCAGGACAAAGAAGGUAUACCUCCUGAUCAGCAGAGGCUUAUAUUUGCUGGUAAACAAUUGGAAGAUGGCCGGACCUUAGCAGAUUACAAUAUCCAAAAGGAAUCAACACUUCAUCUUGUUUUGAGGCUCAGGGGAGGAACUAUGAUCAAGGUGAAGACACUCACAGGAAAAGAAAUUGAAAUCGAUAUUGAGCCAACUGAUACUAUUGAACGUAUCAAGGAACGGGUUGAGGAGAAAGAAGGAAUUCCACCAGUCCAACAAAGGCUCAUUUAUGCUGGCAAGCAGCUUGCAGAUGACAAAACUGCUAAAGAUUACAACAUUGAGGGUGGCUCUGUUCUUCACCUGGUCCUUGCUCUGAGGGGUGGUGGUCUUUAG
Fraxinus pennsylvanica is the source of this 465-nucleotide messenger RNA. Lineage: Eukaryota; Viridiplantae; Streptophyta; Magnoliopsida; Lamiales; Oleaceae. The record is from the annotation of a GenBank genome assembly.